Molecule: messenger RNA, 1484 nt
Organism: Prorocentrum cordatum
Lineage: Eukaryota; Dinophyceae; Prorocentrales; Prorocentraceae
Source: the annotation of a GenBank genome assembly
AGCACCUUGGGCUCGAGGGUGAGCACCGCUCAUGCGCCUGGAAGAACGCGGCGCGCGAGCAGCCGCGCGGCGCCUGCUGCGGGACAAUGCCGGGCAUACUGGAGAAGAUCGCGGCCUUGGAGCACGAGAUGGCCAUCACGCAGAAGAACAAGGCCACCACCACGCACCUAGGCUCGCUGAAGGCGAAACUCUGCGCGCUGAGGCGGGAGCUGCUGAACCCAGAGAAGGCGGGGGGCAAAAAGGUUCCUGGCUUCGAGGUGCAGCGGUACGGCAAUUCCCGCGUGGCGCUUAUCGGCUUCCCGUCCGUGGGCAAGUCAUCCCUCCUCACGGCCCUCACCGGGGUUGAGUCCGAGGCGGCGGACUACGAGUUCACCACGCUGACCUGCAUCCCUGGAGUCGUCCACCUGAACGACGCCAAGAUCCAGCUCCUCGACCUACCCGGCAUCAUCAGUGGCGCGGCACAGGGCAAGGGCAGGGGGCGACAGGUAAUCGCCACCGCGCGCUCGGCUGACAUGAUCCUCAUGGUGCUGGACGCCACCAAGGACGACGCGCAGAGGCAGAUGCUCACCAAGGAGCUGGAAGACGUCGGCAUCCGCCUCAACAAGCAGAGGCCGAAAAUCUCUGUCAACCGCACCAAGACUGGCGGCCUGAAGUUCAACGCCACGGUUCCCCUCUCCAUCCUGAGCUACGAGAUGUGCCAUGGCAUCUUGCAGACGUACAAAAUAUUCAACGUGGAUGUGGUUAUACACGAGGACGCCAGCAUCGACGAUUUCAUCGACGUGCUCGAGGAGUCCGGCACGACGCCCCGAGUGUAUAUGAAGUGUAUCUAUGUAUACAACAAGAUAGACAUGCUGUCGAUCAAGAUGGUAGACACGCUGGCUAGGCAGCCUUUCACCCAGGUCAUUUCCGUCAGGCAGAAGAUGAACUUAGAUGGCCUCUUGGACAGAAUAUGGCAGGAGCUGGCAUUAGUCCGCGUGUACACGAAAAAGAAGGGCAUGUUCCCCGAUUUCAGCGAUCCUCUUGUUAUGACGCCCCAGAGAGGGAACAAAUUUCUCACGGUGGAGAAUGCGGUGGGCAUGCUCCACAAGAGCUUAUUAGAGGAGUUCAAGUCGGCGCUAGUGUGGGGCACCAGCGUUAGGUCCUCGCCCCAGAUCUGCGGCAAGACGCACGAACUCCAAGACGAGGACGUGAUGCAGAUCCAGAAGCUCACGCAGGCGGAGAGGGCGCGGAAGUCGCACGGAAAGAAGACGGGCCAGACGGUCGCGGGCACCGGCAUCCCGGUGGACCCGAAGGCCGCGCGGGACAAAAAGGACAAGGCACCGUUGAAGACCUGAGCUCGGCAGACCCGCCUGCGAGGUGGGCCUCUAUGGCCUCAGCCUCGGCCAGGUUCCCUCUGCCUCCCCUCGCGCUCCCUCCCCGUCGGCUCGUCAACCUCACGCCCGCUGGCGCGCACGCGCUGGCGGACCAAGAGCAAAAGGCAGCCA